Messenger RNA from Durusdinium trenchii, 2967 nucleotides. Lineage: Eukaryota; Dinophyceae; Suessiales; Symbiodiniaceae. The record is from the annotation of a GenBank genome assembly.
AUGCGGAGGAGGCCCUUUGUUUUGGCGCUGUGCUUGCAUGCCUUCUGCGUUGAGGCGGCUGAGUCUCAGCCCUCAGGCGACCUGCUCGACGAGAGGCGGCGUUCCAAGCACUUUCUGCAGAAGUCACUGGUGCAAAGCCACCACAAACCACAGUCUGAGGAGACAAAGACCCUGCAAGACUCAGCUCAGAGAAAGCGCCUGUCAGCCAGUGGGCAACAAAGUUUGCGAAGUGGCAGAGAUGGCUUUGAAGAAGAGAGAGAAUUCAUUGAUGAAUUCAGCUCUGAGGAGACUCCCCCAACCAAAGCCGGGUGGGAUGGAGCUGGUUUCUGUCCCAACUGCUUUCCUGAGAAUGGCACUGGUGGAUCUCGUCCUUCCGUGUCUGAUUUUCCAUCACAACCAAGCGAUUUUCAGAGCAUUCAACCAACGCACUAUCUCAAAGAGAAGUUGGUUGGCAGUUUGCUCAGAAGACACAGAAGACUUCAAGCUCAAGGUUGUCCUUCAGAGGAUUUGCUGAAUGCAAUGAAUGAUGAGACAUGUAGCAUCGUCAAUGAGAUUGCCCGCACUGACCGUGGGAGCUAUGCCGGGCAGACGACCAGUUUCGAUGCUUUUCUGGUACUUGCUGACUGUGGUUACAUGUCCUACCUGAUAUGGGGUGCAAUUGGUGGCACCCUGUCGGGUAUGGGUCCUGGUGCUUUAGCUAUUUUGGGCAUUGUUUUGAUGUGCUGGCCGAUUGGAGCCUGCAAGGUGUUGUGUAGAUGUUGUCGGAGAUGCUGCUGCCGGUGCUGCAGAGAAGCACCAGAGGUGCGAUCCAUAGGGAAAGUAAAGAAAACGUUGAUCCUCCUUCUCUCCGUUGCUGGGGUCGGUGGUAUGGCAGUUUUGCCACUGGCAGGUGUCAUGGGAAACCUGAAAGAAGGACCAUCACUUUACCAGGAUGCGGACUGUGCAGCCAGGUUGUUCCUGAAAUCAGCUCUGGGGGACACUGCGGCCAUCGGCAGCUCCGGCAGCGUCGCAGUGACCACAGAGCCACCUCAAGGUGCUAACUCAACCAGGAGGCUUCAAGCCUCUUUCAUGGGGCUAGCUGAAGCUUACCAACAGGUGCAAGCUGUAUCCACGGCAGUGACCUCCCUGGCAUCGACCGCUGCUCAGGCUGCCAGCCAAGAUGGCGGUGCUACCGCAUCGAUUCAAGAGUCUGCCGCACUUCUGAGGCUUAUCCAAGAUUCGCUUGGAAACCAGAUCACAGUGGAUGGGUUUACGUGCCAGUUCUGUCAGAGUUGUUGCGGAUCUCAGGCAGAUUUGGUGCCCCAGCUGCUCUCGAAAGUGGAGGGUGGCAAUGUGGGCUCCGUUGUCAGCCUUCACGAUGAUUUCCAGGAAGAAACUGGGUCCCGAAUCACUGCUCUUCGCAACGCAGCCACAACCGCAGGCAAUGCGAUUGCCCUGCUGCAAACUUCGGUGGAAGCUGGCCCGGUACCAGCGGUUAUACUCGGCGCGGAGUUCUUUAAUGAUUCGACGCUGGAGCUGGUCGGCAUGGCAUUUGAAUUUGGGGCUGUCCCAGUUGCCGGGAUUGGAAUCCUGUUCAUCUUCUACAGUUUGCAUUGGUGCUGCUGCCUGCGAAGAUGCAAGAUUGACCGAAAGGAUCAUCCUGCACCUCAAUGGGCAGCCUUUGGUUGGUGUGGAGGCUGCCUUGGUGCUUUUCUGGGAGCUGGGCUGAGCCUUGCAAGCUUUGCACAUGCAUUUGUCAGCAUGGAGAUGUGCAUCAUGAUGGAGAGCAUGGGAACAACAGAAGGAAUCACAAGGUUUGUUUUCCUUGGGCUUGAUGGAAGCUCUGCAGAGGCUGUGGCUGCGAGGUCGGCAUCUCUGGCUUGCACAGGUGAUGUGACAGGUGGACGAGAUUUGUAUCCUCUGCUGGGGCUGUCUGUGCCAGUCCAGGGACUUUCGACAAUGCAAACAGAAUUGGCCAAUGUUUUGAGCAUGGACUUCUCCACCAUCCUCGCCGAGUACCAGACAUUGAGCAACCAGGCGGCUGUACCACAAACAGAUGCACCAGCAGAUCCCUCAGCGGCGGCCUACACCUGCUACACUUGGGUGAGUGCAUCGCAGGCACCCUCGAGCUCCUCUUGUGAUUGGCCGACGUUUCAGACGAAUAUGCAGACCUUGGUUCAGCUUGCCUUUCAAACAGGGCAAGAUAUCUCGAAUGAGCUUCCAGUACUCAGUCAAUCUGGUGGCGCUUGGGACAACAUGCAGGCGGAGCUACAGGCUGUUGUAAGUCUUCAAAGUCUUGCUGACCUUCAAUCUGGCCUGGACUGUCAGCAGGUCUUUGAUGACUGGCAAGUCGCACAGGACCAGGUUUGUGGUGGCCUCGCGACAAAGAACUCGGAUAUUGGAUUUGGUUGGAUGCUUGCUGGAGCUUGUGGUUUUCUUGGUGCCCUGGGCCAAUAUUGGAUUUGGCGGCUUCUGAAAGACAAUCGCUGUCUCUACCUGGACGAGCAUGAAGACUUGAAGCCCAAAGGUUGCCGAAGGCUUUUCUGCUGCCUUUGUGCGACCUCGUUGGGUGAUGACAAUGAUGAAGGAAAACCAGAUGUAGAGGAGCCGGUGAGCAACGAGCCCAGUUCGCAACCUGGCUCUAAGAAAGGAGGUGCCAAAACCAGCGUGGCUUCCCAACGGAUCGUCGAGCGCUUCUUAGAGACCCCGGAUGCAGCGAUUGAGAAUAAUGUGGGAACCUUCCUCGACAAUGAGAUCUUUCCCGCGUAUGAUCCGGUGUUCACCACCAUGGCAGUGGGUGAGCGUGUGGCAUCGUGGAAAGCGCUUGAAAAGGAGAAGCAAAGCCGAGGCGAUGCUGAAGUACCAGAUCCUGGGGAAGCACCCACAGAUCCAGCUUCCUUGCUGGCAGACUACGGAGAAUGUGGUGCGGAUGGCGUCCCACUCUUACUCAAUGUAUUCAUAAAAACACAAAUCUUCCAGACUCCAUGA